Molecule: messenger RNA, 1401 nt
Organism: Anopheles marshallii
Lineage: Eukaryota; Metazoa; Arthropoda; Insecta; Diptera; Culicidae
Exons: 1
Coding region: 1-1401 (466 amino acids)
Source: RefSeq, a predicted model, not a curated record
AUGGUUGUUAUCCUGCUAGGAAACAAAACAUUUGCCUACAACGAAUACAACAUACAGCAAUGGGUAGCAAACAUUCCCUUCGAAUGUAAGACGAUCGUGCUUUUCGAGCGUAGCCCCAAUGCAAAACAGCUUAUGGAAAUUGGACACUAUCUCGCGACGAAGGUUUUGUGGAAUGUGGUACUGAUCGCCACCAACAUUGAUGCGGUAUAUGCCUUUCACUAUGCACCAUUACGAAUUUUAAACUAUACGGGUUAUCCGGAUUCUGAUGUGCUGUUCUUUGAUCGGUUGAAAACGUUACAAACCCGGCAACUCUAUGCAGCGUACAGAAAGGACGCCUAUACUGAAACAGGAUGUGAAAAUAUACCCGGAGAAGAUUUAACACUGUUCCAAACGUUUGCAGACACUCUCAACCUGGACCUGCAUAGCGAAGCAGUUCGAUGUACCAAAAACGAAACGCCGAUCGUGUGUUUCUCAAGGUACACAGACAAGGAUUUUUUAAUCAAUCGACUCUUUUUCGAUUACUACAUUAAAUUCACUGUUGCCUGUAUGCAGAUGGAACAAAUUACUAUAGCAACUCCCAAAGGGCGCCUACUAACGAUAUGGGAGAUUCUGUUGCAGCCUUUACAAAAGCCUGUCUGGUGGUUAAUAAUAGCAAUCUGCAUAGGUUUUAACCUUCUGGAGAUCGUUCGGCCUGCGUGGUUCAGCAACAACCUCGUCAGUCUAGCGCUGUUUGGGUUUGAAAAACGGCAGUUACGGUUCACAGGAUGCACCGAAAAAAUGACAACCACUGCAUUGAUCGUGUUGUUUUUCCUGUUGAAAUGUGCGUAUGAAGCGAAGCUCAUUUCAUACAUCACCGAAACCCCUCGAGAUCCGGGAGCCUUUUCAAUUGAAGCGUUACAUAAUCGCAACAUUACCGUGUAUCAAAAGCAUUUCAAUGCUACGCACUUUAACAAACUGGAGGGGUUGCUAGCGACUUACGAUGGAAAUUCGAUAGCGUUUGAUGGAUUAACUCUUAUGGACAAUAGAAUUGCUUUAAGCAUCGGAAUGAUUGUAAAUGAAAUUGAAGGUAUUCCUUAUAACAUACUGGAAGAAAACGUGUAUGAAAUGUUACCCUUUUAUAUUUUUCAACCAAAACUAUUCGUUCGACAGUCAUUUCUAAAAUAUCAGCACAGGGUGUUUGAGGCUGGAUUGGCUCUGCAUUGGCGACAACAAAUGGUUAGCUGUUAUCGUUCCCGUGUAAACAUAUUAAAAUUGAAAACGCAAGCAAAACAAGCGCGAAACGUAGUACAAGGAACCAAUCUAAAACCGUUGGUAAUGUUUUUCUCCGUGCAAUGGGUAAUCGCGAUAGUAGUUUUUGUAGUUGAGGUGACCGUGUGGGCAUCAUUUAAACACCAACAUUAA